This is a messenger RNA of Solanum stenotomum, 1604 nucleotides long. RefSeq lists its product as uncharacterized. The transcript is spliced from 5 exons. Bases 2 to 1537 code for a protein of 511 amino acids. The record is from RefSeq and is a predicted model, not a curated record. Lineage: Eukaryota; Viridiplantae; Streptophyta; Magnoliopsida; Solanales; Solanaceae.
AAUGACAGAAAAUUCAUAUCCUUAUCCAUCAACUCUUAAUAUAGACAAUUUUGUAACCAUAAAACUGUCUAAUUCUUCCAAUUAUAGUCUAUGGAAAGCACAAAUUAUUUGUCUUCUUGAAAGUCAAGAAUUAGUUGGUUUUAUUGAUGGAACUAAUUUAAUUCAUUUACCAUCGUUGGAUUUGAAGUGGAAAAGAAGUGAUAGGCUUGUUAAAGGAUGGAUUUUUGGCUCUUUGGCUGAAGAAAUGUUUCAGUAUGUGGUGGAGAAAAUUAGUGCUAGAGAUGUUUGGUUGGAAUUGGAGAAAAUUUGUUGCCAUAAUUCACUUGACAAUUUUCAAGAUUUUGCUAUGCAAUUAGUAAAACUUUAUCCUGAUUUGGCAAAAUAUAGUUCGCAUAGAUCAUCUCCUUUGGCUCAGUUGGCUACAAAGACAUUUGGUACAAGUAGUGUAAACUAUAGCAAGACACCAUCUUUGACUAUCACUAUAUCAUGGCUUUUUCAAGCAAGAGCAAAUGUCAAUGAUAUCGAAAAUGCAACCAAUGAAACAUUACUCGAUAAAUCAAAGUCCAAUUCAUCUGAAUUGGAAUAUAUUCGAGACAAAAAAUGGAAACACCAAAAUGCAAUUAAAUUAGCAGAAUGCCUUUGCGAAGAACUACAAAAUAUAAGUGAGAAAGAAAUCAGCGCUAUCGUUGGUGGUCCUCUCCUACAAGCCGCGCAUUUUGAUAACUACAAGCUUGUUGAAAUUAUCGUGACAAAAUUUCCUUCAUCGAUUUAUUAUCACCACGAAAAUGGAAAGAAUAUACUUCACGUUGCAGUAGAGAAUCGCAGCAAAAAUGUCUUUAAAUUGGUCAGUCAAAUGAAUCAACAUAGCCAUCAUCUCGUGACUUCAAUUGAUUCAUCUAACAAUACAAUGUUGCAUUUGGCUGGAAAAUUAUCGGAAGAAAAAGAGCUAAAGAAAACUUUUGGGGCGGCUCUUAAUAUGCAAGAAGGAUUGAGGUGGUUUGAGGCUGUGAAACAAAUACUACCACCUUCUUAUUACCAACAUUUAAACAACAAUGGCAAAACUGCUCAUCAAGUAUUUACAGAGCAGCACUCAUAUUUGAGAAUACAAGGAGAGAAAUGGAUGAAAGAUACAUCAAGUCUAUGCGCAAUUAUAGCAACACUCAUCGUUACCAUCGCAUUUUCUGCAUCAAUUACAUUUCCAGAAAUCAAAAACUGCGAAAACGCGCUUCCAAUUUCUUUCAAAAAAGGAUUUUUAACCGCAUUUAUCUUCUCCAACACAGUAUCCCUCUCCACCUCCUGCAUCUCUUUAUUUGCGUUCGUUUCUAUUUUGACUUCUCGUUAUGCAGAAGAAGAUUUUUCGUACGUGUUCCCAAAGCGCCUAUUAUGCGGACUUCUCAUGUUGUAUGCCUCUGUAGAAGCAAUGAUGUUGAGUUUUGGUUGUGCUCUGUAUUUUGUGUUGAAGGAUAUUGAAAUGGUGUUUUAUGUAGUGUUUAUAGUAGUUGUAUUAUUGCCUAUUUUAGCAUUUCAACAUUGGUGAGGCCCAUUAAUUGAUCAUUUGUUUUCUCUAGUUAAGAGAAAAAAACUAUGCUUUGAAGGCAUAGAUU